Molecule: messenger RNA, 717 nt
Organism: Penaeus indicus
Lineage: Eukaryota; Metazoa; Arthropoda; Malacostraca; Decapoda; Penaeidae
Product: tigger transposable element-derived protein 6-like
Exons: 2
Coding region: 1-717 (238 amino acids)
Cellular component (GO): nucleus
Molecular function (GO): DNA binding
Source: RefSeq, a predicted model, not a curated record
AUGAGCAGCGAAAUCUUCGAAGAGUGGGUACGAAAAUUCCGGGUAGAUGGUCGAAAAAUUGCUCUCAUUAUUGACAACUGCCCUGCUCAUCCAACGGUGUCCAACUUGACCAACGUGCAGCUUGUCUUUCUGCCACCAAAUACGACGUCUAUCUUGCAACCAAUGGACCAAGAUUCUUGGGAACUCGUAUCCAAGGAAACCAUUGUGAACUGCUUUAGGAAGGCUGGUAUCGCCCCUGAUGGCCAACAGGCUGCCAUUGGUGAUUCUGAUGACCCGUUUAAAGAUCUCCAAGAAAGCUUGAAUGACUUGAGGAAAGCAGAUUCAUCAAUGGUGCUGAAUGAUGUCACCGCCACUGCUUUAGUGAGCCUGGACGACGACGUCAUUGCAACAGCCCCUGAGAUGAAUGAAGAUGAUCUCGUGAGCAGGCUGAAGAAGCAAGAAAACGAAGAGGAAGAGAGUGGUGAUGAAGAGAUCCAAGGUGGAGAGAUGUUUGUCCCUGUGGCGGAAAAGCCUUCGAGAUCUGCGAUUGAAUCAGCUUUAGAAGUUUUGAAAGAUGCUGCCAUGUUCAGUGACAAAAGUGGACAAAUGAAAAGAGCGAUUUUUGAUUUUGAACGGCUUUAUGAAAGUGAUCGAGCGGAAUCUCUUAAGCAAAAAGACAUUACACAUUUUUUUAAAUCCUGUAUCGAAUUAGAAAUUUCUGAUUCUAAAAUCUUUUGA